Messenger RNA from Mugil cephalus (flathead mullet), 2147 nucleotides. It is a transcript of the gene nup42, whose product is annotated as nucleoporin 42. The record is from RefSeq and is a predicted model, not a curated record. Lineage: Eukaryota; Metazoa; Chordata; Actinopteri; Mugiliformes; Mugilidae. The coding region runs from base 97 to 1494 and encodes 465 amino acids. Gene Ontology annotation, cellular component: nuclear envelope. The transcript has 7 exons. Gene Ontology annotation, molecular function: nuclear export signal receptor activity; metal ion binding.
CUCCUGCGACUCCAGCUUGUUCCAAAAACAUUGCCGACAGCGGGUGUAGGUUGAGGAGUCUCUCCGAGUAGGAACCGUACAAUUAUCUCCGCAAAAAUGCCGGUGUGCAACUUCUUUAUGCAGGGUCGUUGUCGUUACGGCGAUAAAUGCUGGAACGAGCACCCGAGGGGAGGAAACAAAGGAGGUGGAGGAGGUUAUAACGACGGCUACAGCCGCUCCUCCGGUCAACAGCAGCCCAGAGGAGGAGGUGGAGGGUUUGGAAACAGAGUCUGGGUGAAUCCUUCCCAGCAAAAAGGAGGCUACAUCCAGCCAUCCUCCUUCUCCUCCCAUGGAAGUGAUGACUGGGGACGUGGAGGAGGUGGCGGUAGAGGAGGAGGAGGAGGAGGAGGAGGAGGAGGAGGCGGCAAUGACUGGGGCAGAGGAGGAGGAGGAGGAGGCAACGAUUGGGGCAGAGGAGGAGGAGGAGGAGGAGGAGGAGGGAAUGACUGGGGCAGAGGAGGUGGAGGGAGAAGAGAUAACUUGAAGAGCUCCGAUUUCAGUUUCUCCAGUCAGAACAGAUUUUCAACUCUUAAUACAGCUAACACCUUUGACAAGGGAGGAAAGGGAGGAGGAGCUGGUGAUGAAGACGAUGAUAAAAAACUGGAGGUCAUUCAGGCGGACAUGGAGAGUUGGGAGAGCUCAGGACAGUGGGGCUUCUCGUGUUAUUCAAACGCCAAGACGACUAUUUCCGGUCUGGCUGAUCUCUCUCCAGAAGAGCUCAGGCUGGAGUACUGCAACGCAAGAGCUUCUGGAGAUCUGCAGAGUUACCUUAACGGCGUCAAUCAGUUGCUCAGCCAGUGGAAAAACAGAGUCCAGGAACUGAAGGUUAUGAGUCCAUCUACUCGUGCAGCAUUGCUUGCAGAGUUAAGUGGCACAGCUCCUCAGGCUCCUCCAAGGGGCUUUGGUUCCUCAACAGCGACUGGAUUUGGAUCAUCUACAUCCGGCUUUGGAAGCAAAGGCUUCGGGGCCCCAGCACCCUCCCAGUCCAGUAGUUUCAGCUUCGCUUCUGCAGAUACCGGUUUUGGCUCCACAGCUGCACCUUCAUCCUCGACAGGGUUCGGUGGUUCCUUCACAGCUCCUACACAGCCCCCCUCCGGGUUCGGCUCCAACUCUUCGGCGUCAUCUUUCUCCUUCGCCAUGACAUCCACCGACAAACCGGCUGCACCUUCAGGAUUCGGAGCUUCGGCGUUCAGCUUCGCUCCAGCAAACUCUGGCGGAGGAUUUCCUGUCACCGCAGGGAGCGGCGGUGGUUUUGGACAGGCGAGCGGAGGAUUUGGGGCAGCGGCUGCUCCUUCUGCUCCAGGAGCCGGGUCUGCUGCUGCCGGGGCAUCGGACAGCCUGUUUUCAAGUGAGAGCACACUGACUGAAGAAGAACUGAAUCAGUUCAAGGCUAAGAGAUUCACUCUAGGCCAGAUUCCCCUGAAGCCUCCUCCUGCUAACAUGCUAUUGGUAUGAUACACGUGGAUAAGCUCAUAAAAACAAAGAUAAUUUAAACAAAUGAUUAUGAUUUUUGUCCGCAUAGCAGCUUCCAAAGUGCUUGAGUUGUAAUAUUAUGCGAUAAUAUCAGUGUUGGCAAGGGAAACUGAGUUUGGUUGCAGUUAAGAUUUUUGUGUACAUUACCUUUUAUGUACUGCUGUACAAUACACAUACUUUAAACUCUCGUCGAGUGAAAUUUUUUGGAGAUAAUGUCCUGAAGUGGUUUUCCUGUUUGUGGGGAUGUCGAGCGUAGUUGUUAAGCAAUUUUUCCGAAGCUUUAUUUGAAUCGCGGCCUGAUCAAAUAAACAAGUUACAGCAAAACAAUAAAAAAUAUACAGAUUUAUGUAUCAGGUUUCUUUUUAAAAUAAUGGAGGUAGCUGUUGAUCCAGCUGCGUUUGGAUUUUAGAGAGUGGUUUGUUGCACUGACAUAUGUUCCCAUUGUAAUGACAGCCCCGUUGUAGUCAGUGGGCUGGGCUAAAUAACAAACACUAGUGUUUUAUUCAGUCCACAUUAACAGCUACACGCCUUUCUGACGCUGCUGUAGCAUAAACUGAAUGUUACAACAUUCAUGAAGGGGAGUUUACUGCAGGAGUGUUGUAUGACAAUAAAUGUGUUUGCACUAGUGUACCUAA